This is a messenger RNA of Drosophila subobscura, 496 nucleotides long. RefSeq lists its product as uncharacterized. Lineage: Eukaryota; Metazoa; Arthropoda; Insecta; Diptera; Drosophilidae. The record is from RefSeq and is a predicted model, not a curated record. Bases 42 to 461 code for a protein of 139 amino acids. The transcript has a single exon.
UUGACUUAUUGUGUCUCAACAUUUAGUUGGUCCUCGUGGCGAUGCAGGGGACUUUGAUCUGGUCUACCUGUGAUGUGUGCCAGUCAAAUGGGGCAGCUUGCAUAAAUCAGACAUCGUACAAUCUUUGCUUUGGCGGCAGCAGUCCCAAUACCGCAGAGACCUUCACAUGCACUGAAGGCCUGGUCUGCACAGAUCAGCCCAUUAUUUGCUUCCAGCGCAGCGAGACUCCUGCCAGUUGCGGCGACACGGAUAGCUGUGGCCAGUGUGCCCCCAACUACACUUUUGCAUGCACCUCCCGUUCCACGUUCGCCUUCUGCUUCGGCGCCACCAAACCUACAAAUGUUACCGGGAGCUGCCCUACAGACUACUUCUGCGAUGCCUCUACCCAAGAGAUAUGCGUGAAGAAGGCCACAGAUGAUUCGAUCAUAUGCCAUUUGGACAAACCCAUCGUACUCUUGUAAAUAAUUGAACGUAGAUAGAUACACGCAAAUUAGGA